UUCAAAUAUUUUUAUUGAUUAAAAGCAUAUUAAUGCCAAUAAUUGUUAAAUAUUUACAAAAAUAGAAGAAUUUGUUCAUAUGAAAUGACUUUUAAUAUCUAUUGAGAAAAUAGUAAGAAUAUAAAAAAAAUAUCCUUACAUUGUGAAUUUCAUUUUUUGGUUUUUGCGUGGAAGAUGGUAAAUGUUUUGAAAAACCAGUGUAAAAUAAUCCACCCAACGGAUCGGUCCAAUUAAAUUAAAAUGAUUUCAGUUUGUAUUUCGGUCCGGUUAAGAAUGUCAAUUGUAUUGACAAACCUAAAUCCUUUGACCUACUGUGGACUUCUCGCCGUUAGUCUCUCUUCUCCACUUGUCUCGCCGUUCGACCACAUUCUUAGGUGAUAGUAUGGCCUUGGAAGAAGUUGAAGCGCCCCCGGGAAGCAAGAAAGUAAUCAAUUCCAUCCGUCUAGAUAAUGGACUGAAAGCUAUUCUCAUUUCAGAGGAUGGUAUAGGUACAGCCGCUGCAGCGAUGCUGGUUAGAAGCGGAUCUUUUCGAGAUCCGCGGGAUGCUCAAGGUUUGGCGCAUCUUCUAGAACACAUGGUUUUUGAUGGAUCAGACGAAUAUCCAGACGGGAACGAGCUAUCCCGAUUUACGACUCAGUUUUCAAAGCUAUUUAUUCAUCCGCAACUGAAAGCUGACGUUAUGGUUCGUGAGAUCGAACUACUGGAUUCAGAAUUUCAAUUACAUAGGUCAGAUGACAUGACACGUCUUGAGCAGCUCAUUGCAUCUACAGCCCACAAGAAUCUUCCCUUUACAAAGUUUUCAUGGGGCAACAAAAAGUCCCUUUCUGGAAAUGACUUUCUCCAUGACCAACUUUUGAGUAUGUUCAAAACGUAUUUUGUGGGUGCUUCAAUGAAUCUUGUGGUGCAUGGAUCAGCCAACAUAAGUUAUUAUUAUACAUUGGAGCAAUCUAUUUCUGGAGAUUAUACUCAUCUCUCUUGCAACCGCCAAUCAGUUUUAGACCUUCUGAGUUUUUUUACAAAUUCAAAUAUGAGCCUUGAUUUCGUUGAUAAAUCACUUGAUGAAGGAGAAUGCUUAGUGGAAUCGUGGUUCAACUCCUACUACAAACAAACGAAAAUUCCAUCUACCAUUACUGGUGAAUGGCGGCUUCGAUUUCAUGCAAAUCAGCGUUUUCAGUUUCCCCCCAAGAACAACUUUCUUCCGUCUCUCUCUCCAAAUGAGGAUCAUCUUAUGAUUGAGAAUGAUAAUGAGCCUUUAGUUCACAAGUCGCAUAUUAAAUUAUGGCAUUUACCUGACAACGAUGAAGUGCCAAGUGUUAGUUUCAUUGUUUAUCCUGCUUUGUCCUCUGAGUUGAAGAAUCAACUAAUGGUUCACUUGUAUGUGAAUCAUCUAAAAGAUUCUUUGUCAGAAAUCUUAUACCAAGGAGGAGAAGCGAAUUUUGAAACAUCAAUAUUGAUUUUUGAGAAAAUCAAUAUUGAAUUCAAAGUCAGUGGCUUUAAAGAAAAUCUGUUCAACUACAUCUCUGAGAUUUGGAAGCAAUUCAAAUCAUUUACCCAUCCAUACGAAACCACCUUUGAGAUGGUAAAAGAGCUAGUGGAGAAUCUUCUGAAGAAGAGCGUUCUGGAAGUUUCUGGUUAUUCUAACAACUUGAUGUUACAAGAAGUAACAGAAUCAUGUUAUGACAUUGAUCAGAUGUUGAAAUCUCUGUCUUCAAUCUCGUAUGAUGAUUUUGUUCAGUUCAUCCCUCAUAUGUCUUCCAAGAUGUUCAUUGAGGGUCUAUUCAAAGGAGAUAUAUCUAAAGAUGAAUCUUUACACAUGUCCCAUUUAUUUGAAGAGAGUGUAGAAAUUCCUUGUGAUCAGGAAUAUAUACAUAUUCCUCGUGGCACCAAUACAAAGAAUGUCAGAGUUCAAGUUAAUUCUGAUAUCAAUUCUUAUGCCGAGGUUACUUUCCAAAUUGGAUAUGAGAAGUUCUCUGCCAAGAAAACAGCAAUAUUAAAGUUGUUCCACGCAAUGAUAGACCAUAACUUACAAGAUCAACUAAGUGCAAAAGAGAAACUUGGAUACCGUGUUGGUAGCAAUGUUGAUUUUAGGUAUGGAAUCAACCGAUUCGUAAUCAACAUUACUUCUUCAGUGUACGACCCUGCAUAUUUGCUAAGUCGUAUAUACAAUUAUGUAAAGACUCUUGAAGUAUCUCUGGAAGAGGUUCAUGAAGAUACCUUUAAAGGCCACAUAGAGUUCUUGGUUCAGACAUGCCCAGAUCAUGAUGGGGAUGGGGAUGAUCUGUGGGAUCAGAUUACUGAGAAAAGAUUCUGUCAAGGCUUCAAUAAGAAUCUAAUCUCUGAAUUAAAAGAGAUAAGAAAGAAAGAUGUUGUCCGCUUUGUCAAAAAGUACUUGAUAGCAUCAUCCAGUCAUAGCCGUAUACUUGAGGUAUGUAUUUGGGGGUGCAAGACUUCCUUCCCCACAUCUUCUGUAUGAAGAAAUCUCAGCCGUGGAAGCUAAGGGAAAGUGAAGGUCGUGACCAGCUCAAGUCAUCAAUCGAGAAGAUAUAGCCAGCUCUAACUAAUCUAGAUAUUUGCAAUCCAAUUUGAGAACUUUUUCAAAAGUCUCGUGAACUCUUUCUUAUGUCUUGUGAACUCUUUCUUAUGUCUUGUGAACUCUUUCUUACGUUUUGUGAACUUUAUGAAGUCUGGUGAACUCUUUGAACUCAAUUAAGAGUGAAUGGUUAUUAAAAAAUGAAAACUCUUUCUGGAGUCUGGUGAAGUCUGAACUA
Molecule: messenger RNA, 2768 nt
Organism: Camelina sativa (false flax)
Lineage: Eukaryota; Viridiplantae; Streptophyta; Magnoliopsida; Brassicales; Brassicaceae
Source: RefSeq, a predicted model, not a curated record